GGCCCUCCUCACCACUCCAUUCUUUCCUCUCACAAAACCCAGACCUCCAGUGACCCUCAGCCAUGAGGACCCUCGUUCUCUUCGCUGCCCUUCUCCUCCUGGCCUUCCAGGCCCAGGCUGGGACCCUGCAAGAGACAACUGACCAGGUUCCCACCCAGGACCAGCCUGAGGUCGAGCACCAGCACCAGCCCGGGGAUGAGGACCAGGAUGUGGCCGUCUCCUUUACAGGAGAGGAACGCAUCACUCGGGAGGCUGCAGGCCUUCCCGUACUAAGAAUCUGCAGAUGCCAACGGGGACUCUUCUGCAAGCCUACAGAACGUCCCUCUGGAAAGUGUUCAAUCCGUCACCGGAGAUACACACGAUGCUGUCGAUGAGCUCUUGGGAAGGGGUCCAAAACACUGCAUUGUUCACGGAAGACCUUUAGUCUUGUACCUGUACCUUUUCUUUUCCCUAGCUCCAAAAUAAACCUCAGGCAUUACACUGUU
Molecule: messenger RNA, 485 nt
Organism: Phyllostomus hastatus (greater spear-nosed bat)
Lineage: Eukaryota; Metazoa; Chordata; Mammalia; Chiroptera; Phyllostomidae
Product: alpha-defensin 1-like
Exons: 2
Coding region: 63-374 (103 amino acids)
Biological process (GO): antimicrobial humoral immune response mediated by antimicrobial peptide; defense response to Gram-positive bacterium; cellular response to lipopolysaccharide
Cellular component (GO): extracellular matrix; extracellular region
Source: RefSeq, a predicted model, not a curated record